Molecule: messenger RNA, 3243 nt
Organism: Yarrowia lipolytica CLIB122
Lineage: Eukaryota; Fungi; Ascomycota; Dipodascomycetes; Dipodascales
Biological process (GO): isoleucyl-tRNA aminoacylation
Molecular function (GO): aminoacyl-tRNA deacylase activity; ATP binding; tRNA binding
Source: RefSeq, a predicted model, not a curated record
AUGAAUUUCUCCAAGGAGGAAGAAGCGGUGCUCAAGUUCUGGGAGGAGAUUGAUGCCUUCCAGACGUCACUCAAGCUCAAUGCUGACAAGCCCCAUUUCACCUUCUACGAUGGGCCUCCGUUUGCCACUGGCACUCCGCACUAUGGCCACAUUUUGGCGUCGACCAUCAAGGACAUUGUGCCACGAUAUGCCCAUAUGACUGGGCAUCAUGUGGAGCGACGGUUUGGCUGGGACACGCAUGGGCUUCCUGUGGAACACGAGAUUGACAAGAAGCUGGAUAUCAAGGGCAAGGAAGACGUGAUGAAGUUUGGUCUGGCCAACUACAACGAGGAGUGUCGAGCCAUUGUGAUGCGAUAUGCUGGGGAGUGGCGCAAGACGAUUGGUCGGCUGGGUCGAUGGAUCGACUUUGACAACGACUACAAGACGCUGCAGACGUCGUUCAUGGAGUCGGUUUGGUGGGUGUUUCAGGAGCUGUACAAGAAGGACGCUGUCUACCGGGGCCAUCGAGUCAUGCCCUACUCCACCGCUCUGUGCACGCCCAUUGCCAACUUUGAGGCUGCUCAGAACUACAAGGAGGUGCUGGAUCCCGCGGUGGUCGUCGCCUUCCCUCUGGUGGAUGAGCCCGAGGUCAAGUUGCUGGCCUGGACCACCACUCCCUGGACUCUUCCUUCGAACCUGGCUCUUGCCGUGAACCCCAACUUUGACUACAUCAAGAUCAAGGACGGCAAGACCGGCGACGUGUACAUUUUGCUGGAGUCGUUGCUGUCCACUCUGUACAAGAACCCCAAGAAGGCCGACUUUUCCGUGUUGGAAAAGGGCAUUAAGGGCUCUUCUCUCAAGGGCAAGCGAUACCAGCCUCUGUUCCCCUACUUUGCCGCGGACUUUGAAGACUCGGAGGACGCCCGAAAGCUCAAGUUGACCCCGGGCUUCCAGGUCAUUUGUGCCGAUUACGUCACCGACUCCUCCGGUACCGGAAUCGUCCACCAGUCUCCCGCGUUCGGAGAGGACGAUUAUCUGGCCGCUACCGACGCAGGCAUCAUUUCCGACAAGCGGUACCCCCCCAAUCCCGUCGACGACGCCGGCAAAUUCACCCCCGCGGUCUCCGACUGGGAGGGAGUCUAUGUCAAGGACGCCGACCGGUCCAUCAUCAAGAAAAUCAAGGAGAUGGGCCGACUGGUGGUCGACGGCCAGGUGCGUCAUUCGUACCCCUUCUGCUGGCGAUCGGACACUCCUCUGCUCUACCGAACCGUGCCUUCGUGGUUCGUGCGAAUCAAGGAGAUGAUCCCUCAGAUGCUGGAAAACAUCGACAAGACCAACUGGGUGCCCUCCAACAUCAAGGAUGGCCGAUUUGGCAACUGGAUCAAAAACGCCCGAGACUGGAACAUUUCCCGAAACCGAUACUGGGGUACCCCCAUCCCCCUGUGGGUCUCCGACGAUUACGAGGAGGUGGUUUGCGUGGGAUCCGUGGCCGAGCUCGAGGAGCUGUCUGGAGUCAAGAACAUCGACGACAUCCACCGGCACCACAUUGACGACAUCACCAUCCCCUCCAAGAUGGGCAAGGGCGUGCUUCGACGAGUGGAGGAGGUCUUUGACUGCUGGUUCGAGUCCGGCUCCAUGCCCUACGCCUCCAGACACUACCCCUUUGACCCCGAGUCCAAGGAGGUGAUGGAGAAGGGCUUCCCCGCCGACUUCAUUUCCGAGGGAAUCGACCAGACCCGAGGCUGGUUCUACACUCUCACGGUGCUCGGAAACUACUUGUUUGGCGUGUCGCCGUUCAAGAACGUGAUUGUCUCCGGCCUGGUUCUUGCUGCCGACGGCAAAAAGAUGUCAAAGCGACUCAAAAACUACCCUGACCCUACCGAGGUGCUCGACAAGUUUGGAGCCGACGCUCUGCGGCUGUAUCUCAUCAACUCGCCGGUUCUGCGAGCCGACACCCUCAAGUUCCAGGAGGAGGGCGUUCGAGAGGUGGUGUCCAAGGUUCUGCUGCCGUGGUGGAACUCGUACAAGUUCUGGGAGGGCCAGGUGUCUCUGGUCAAUAAGCUGUACGGUACCGAGUUCAAGUACAACCCUGCGCUCAAAUCCGACAAUGUCAUGGACCGGUGGAUUCUUGCGUCUCUGCAGUCGCUGGUGGGCCACAUUCACGCCAUGAUGAAGGAGUACAAGCUGUACGCCGUGGUUCCUCGACUGCUCCACCUCAUUGACGAUCUCACCAACUGGUACAUUCGUCUGAACCGAUCCCGUCUCAAGGGAGACAACGGAGAGGAGGACGCCGUCAAGGCUCUCAACACUCUGUUUGAGGCCGAGUACACCCUGGUUCGAGCCAUGGCUCCCUUCACCCCCUUCCUGUCUGAGACCAUCUACCAGAAGAUCAAGCCUUACAUUGAGUUUGAUUCUUCCGUGGCGGAUUCUCGAUCGGUCCACUUCCUGCCCUACCCCCAGGUUCGAGAGGAGCUGUUUGACGAGGACAUUGAGCUUGCUGUGAAGCGGGUCCAGUCCAUCAUUGAACAGGGCCGAGUCAUUCGAGACAAGAAGAACGUGCCUCUCAAGACCCCUCUCAAGUCGCUGGUCAUCAUCCACACUGACCCUGCCUACCUCAAACACGUGCGAGACCUCGAAAAGUACAUUGUCGAGGAGCUCAACGUGCGACAGGUGGUCAUCACCGACGACGAGGCUGCCCACAAGGUGGUGUACAAGGCCCAGGCUGACUGGCCCGUUCUCGGCAAGAAGCUCAAGAAGGACAUUGCCCGAGUUAAGAAGGGUCUUCCCCAGCUGUCUUCCGAGGAGGUUUUCAACUACCUCAAGACCAACAAGUGCACUGUCGACGGCAUUGAGCUGGUGGAGGGCGAUCUGACCAUUUCGCGAACCAUUGACGACUGUGGUGCCGGGUUCGAGGUCUCCUCCGACCAGGACGUGCUCUGUCUGCUCGACACCAACGUCUACGACGAGUACAAGGGCGAGGCCACUGUUCGAGAGGUGCUCAACCGAGUCCAGAAACUGCGAAAGACCCUGGGACUCGAGGUCACCGACGAUGUCCACAUUGAGUACACUGUUGUGAAGGACUCUGCUGAUCUCAAUCUGGAAAAGGCCAUUGAGAACAACUCGGAUCUGCUCACCAAGACUCUUCGACGACCUCUCCGAAAGGAGGGCGAGCACGAGGCCCACAAGGGCGAGUACAUUGGCGAGGAGAAGCAGGAGAUUAAGGACGCCGAGCUGCUGCUCAAGCUAUUCAAGCUCAAGAUCUAG